UAACGAUCAUUUUCAUGCUUCACUGAUUCUAGCAAUUUCAAUUUCCAAAAACAAGUGUUAUUUUCCAAUUUUGACGAGUAUCUUCACGUAGUUGGAAUCUAUUGGAUGGAAUUUAAGUUUAAUAACAUGCAGAUGGGUCGCAUGGGUUCUCCGUCCGUCGGAAUGGACGAGGACAGCGGCGCGGGGCAUGCACUCAGCGAUUUUCUUCUGCAGCUCGAGAACUACAAUCCUUCUAUUCCUGAUUCAGUCGUUGCUCAUUACCUGAAUAUGGCUGGAUUCGAGUCUCAAGACCCUAGGUUGGUUCGGCUGAUAGCCCUGGCUUCCCAAAAGUUUCUGUCAGACGUGGCCAACGAUGCGCUGCAGCACAGCAAGAUGCGCACCUCCAGCCAGGUCAGCUCCAGCUCGAAGAGCCAGAAGGGUCCGAAGGAGAAAAAGUACAUCAUGACGAUGGAGGACCUGGUGCCCGCGCUGCAGGAGUACGGCAUCGUGGCGCGCAAGCCGCACUACUACGUCUAGGCAUAGAGAAAUAUAAAGGUUAAGAGCG
Molecule: messenger RNA, 544 nt
Organism: Cydia amplana
Lineage: Eukaryota; Metazoa; Arthropoda; Insecta; Lepidoptera; Tortricidae
Product: transcription initiation factor TFIID subunit 10-like
Exons: 4
Coding region: 106-516 (136 amino acids)
Biological process (GO): transcription initiation at RNA polymerase II promoter
Cellular component (GO): SAGA complex; nucleus; transcription factor TFIID complex
Molecular function (GO): promoter-specific chromatin binding; RNA polymerase II general transcription initiation factor activity
Source: RefSeq, a predicted model, not a curated record